AUUCUUGUAAGCCUUGCCAAAGCUAUCCCUUUCUUCCUCAUUUCAAAUUUCUUGGCUACCCAGCAGCUUACAAUUGAACCCUUCCUCUCUCUCUCUCUCUCUCUCUCUCUCUCUCUCUCUCUCUCUCUCUAUAUAUAUAUAAAAAUUAUCAAUGAAGAAGGCAAGGCUGCACACCACAUUAAUUUUUAUCAAUGAAGAAGGCUGCACACCACACUAAUUUUGAACAUAACCUACCAUUCGGGAUGGAUCCCUCAGGUCGCCCAACUACAUCUCACGUAAAAUUGUUCGGUCACCAAAGGCCUUUGCACUCGAUGUUCGGUGGAGGAAAAGCUGCAGACAUAAUACUAUGGAAGGAUAAGCGUUUGUCAGCUGCAAUUCUAACCGGUGUUACAGCUUUCUGGUUUCUCUUUGAAGUUGUGGAGUACAAUUUCGUGACCCUGCUCUGUCACUCCCUCAUCUUCACCAUGCUUGCCAUUUUUGCCUGGUACAAUGGAGCAGAACUCAUUCAUUGGAAUCCCCCAAAUAUCCAAGAAUUUCGGCUGUCGAAAUCCAUGUGGAGCUCCUUCUUUGCAAAAACGAAUUGGCUAAUGCUGAAGUUUUAUGACAUUUCCUCUGGGAAAGAUAUGAAACUCUUUUUUGUGACAAUUGCUUUCUUGUGGAUAUUGUCAACCAUUGGAACUUAUGUCAGCUCCUUGAAUUUUUUAUACAUAGGCUUUCUAUGCAUGGAAACUCUACCAGUUCUGUAUGAGCGGUAUGAGAAGGAGGUGGACUAUCUAGCUAGAAGGGGGAACCAAGAUGUGAAGGAACUCUUCAGGAAAUUUGACUCCAAGGUUCUUAACAAGAUUCCAAGAGGACCAGUGAAAGAAAAGAGAUUGUAUUAAGUUAUGUCUCUUUUAUAUAUCUCUCUGAAUGUAGAGACUCAUUGAUCAAAUAAAACUUCUCAACCAAGUUGGAACUUGGAUCUAUUUGUAAACCCCAAAUGUAAGAAUUAACCUCUCGUCAAUUAUGUUGCUAGCAA
Molecule: messenger RNA, 1018 nt
Organism: Malania oleifera
Lineage: Eukaryota; Viridiplantae; Streptophyta; Magnoliopsida; Santalales; Ximeniaceae
Product: reticulon-like protein B14
Exons: 5
Coding region: 192-881 (229 amino acids)
Source: RefSeq, a predicted model, not a curated record